AUGGACCUUUCAUCCCCCAGUUUGUCAUUUAUAAUUCCCUCGAUCCACGAUGGAAGCAAGCUAGAAUGCCGCGUCUAUCUCCCCACGGGACAACAAAACAUACAAUCGGCGACCGGGCCCAUCCGCGGCGCCAUUGUCGCCCACCCCUACGCGCCUCUCGGGGGAUGCUACGAUGAUCCAGUCGUGGGUAUCUUCGGUGGAGAGCUCUUGAGCGCAGGAUAUAUUGUAGGGACAUUCAAUUUCCGCGGAGCUGGACACUCCGAAGGACGGACCAGCUGGACAGCAAGACCCGAACUGGGCGAUUAUGUAUCGUUCUACGGGUUUAUGCUGCAAUAUCUUAAGUAUCUGAAGCAUGCAUUUGCAGUGAACAAGAAUGACGGAGAUGAUGGCUUGAGUCUAUCCCAAAUCGCCCAAACCACUGGGGACAAUGAAACACCCCAGAUCCAUCUCAUCCUCGGCGGAUAUUCAUACGGGUCACUGAUCGUCUCGCACGUUCCAACCCUGGAGGCCAUGGUUGAACUGUUCCGACCAGCCGCUUCUCCAAGCAAGCCCAUCGGCGAGAUCGCCAGAACCGCGAAGCAGAUUGCUGCCUGGUCGAUCGACCAACUCCCGAUACCCAACGCCCCAGCCCUGCCCGACGACCCUUGGCUCGGGUUACAGACAGCCACCGUAUCCUAUCUACUUGUGUCACCUCUGCUGCCCCCGAUCAGUCAGCUCUUGACAGUCUUUUCCAGCCUAUCGCUGAAUGUGACCGUGGAGACCUCCCGGGGCAGACAUGUUGCUUGUCCCCGACCCGCUGACCAACUGACCACCCAUCGGACACUGGCGUUGUUUGGGGACCAGGACAACUUUACCUCCGCCCAGAAACUGCGGAAAUGGUCAAGUGAGCUGGCGCAUGUGCCGCAUAGUCAGUUUCAGUGGCGUGAGAUUGAUGGCGCGGGCCAUUUCUGGCGAGAGGACGGAGUAGAGUUGCGGGCAAGACAGAUACUGGCCGAAUGGCUCAGUUCGAUACGAUAG
Messenger RNA from Penicillium alfredii, 1017 nucleotides. RefSeq lists its product as uncharacterized. NCBI's taxonomy places the organism in Eukaryota, Fungi, Ascomycota, Eurotiomycetes, Eurotiales, Aspergillaceae. The record is from RefSeq and is a predicted model, not a curated record. The transcript has 2 exons. Bases 1 to 1017 code for a protein of 338 amino acids.